AGCUUCCUUAGUCUAGUGAAUUACUACCAAAGGUUUAUUAGGAACUACAGUAAGAUUAUAAUACCACUCACGGACCUUACUAAAAAGGAUCCCAAUGACAAAGUUAAGAAAAACCAACCUAUUAGAUAUAUAGGAAAGGCCCUUAAAGCUUUUAAAGCCCUUAAAAAGGCUAUCACUAAUGCACCAGUACUAUAA
Messenger RNA from Trichoderma harzianum CBS 226.95, 195 nucleotides. RefSeq lists its product as hypothetical. Lineage: Eukaryota; Fungi; Ascomycota; Sordariomycetes; Hypocreales; Hypocreaceae. The annotation marks the transcript as partial. The transcript has a single exon. The record is from RefSeq and is a predicted model, not a curated record.